AUGAAUAAGCUCGCAAACAUGCGUCACUGGUCCGAGAGGAUGGGCCCCAACUUUGGCAUGAGUCGACCGAACAUGCCCAUGAAUCCACCUCGACGAGAUCCCAUGCCCCCCCAGGCUGCCUCGAUACCCAUGCCUCAGCCUCUCGACCUUCCGGCCAACACCAUCGUCCACUACGCUUUCAACGUUCCCUUUUCUUCUGAUAUCGCGGGCCCCAAUACGGAAGACAUCCUUCACGCAACUAAGGAUGCCGUGCUACGAUGGACGCACUCGGUUGAUGCCCCGGAUGAUGUUCCGGUUUUCGAGCUACCUGCUCACGCCCAAAACUUGGCCCUCCUUCGCAAGACCUGCAAAGACAUCACCGAUGGGCCUUUCAACAUUGAAGCGCACGUCAUCUCUACCUCCCCGAAGAAUGCAAAGGGCAACCAGGUCACCACCGUCUGUCUUUCGGGUACUCAGGAAAUGGUUCAAAAGACAAGGGAAAUGAUUUUGAACGAUCAUCAAACCUUUCUGCGAUGCACCACGGUAGACGUAGAUGGCAACCUCAUCUGUGACCUCUCUAGCAAAGCCCCUGCUCUUAACCCCCAGGUCACGAACACUCUUGACGGCAUUUCCGAGUACUGUGGUGUCGAUAUAUUCUUACUCGGCCCUAGCCUUACACCUGUUGUGGAUGGCGUGACUGGCGACUCAGAACUGCGUAGGGACCAACGUUGGAGGGUCGCCAUCUAUGGUGAUAUCCUCUCUGUGGAACAUGCAAAGACCCGUGUUCUCAUUCACAUUGACACACUCCUGGGUCGACUUGUUGAUGCGGUCAAGCUCGACAUGUCUCUCCAUCAGGUCAUCUGUGGACGUCAGCGGAAGAACAUUAAGCUCAUCGAGUCGUCGACCGGCACCGCCAUCUACUUCCCCUCUCCAUUCUCUCAGAUGUACCGCUACUGUCCGCCGAAUGCCAAGCGCCGAGACCCCAAUGAUAUCCUCAUCACGGGCGACACACCCCAGGCCAUCGAGCUGGCUAAGCAGAAGAUUCACGACACGGUUACUCGUAUUCGGCUAUACAUUAAGGACGUUAACAUUCCUGCGGCCAAAGUCGAUAGCAUUAUUCUUAAUCGUCUAGACAAAGUGCGCAAAAUCCUUGAGGCGAAUGGAACCUUUGUUCUGUUCCCUACUCUUGCAGCGGGGAAGAGCAUGGUUCGAGUGCAGGGCAAUGAGGGCUUGCAUGUUGAGCGUACUGUUCGCGAAAUCAUGUCUCUUGCUGGCCAAUUCUACAGUGCGUCGUGGUUUCUCCUGCCACCCGAGGGUCAUCAGAUGGCUCGCCAGCUUCCCAGCCCCGACGACAUUCGGACACUGCUGGGCGACGUGUGCGCCAAUUCGGACGCCGACGUGUCCUUCGACAACAAUUUCCUCCUCUCGGGUUCGGACGAUUCAGUCAAGACUGCGCUGAUGGUCAUGUCGGACAUUCCCUUUCUCGUACAGGGUAACCACCAGAUCCGCGUCAAAAUCGAGCUUGCCAAUGAACAUCGCGAGUUCGUCAGCGGGAAAAAGAACGGGAAAAUCAACAAGAUCAUGAGCCAGAGCAACGUGACUAUCAUCUUCGACGGCUUCAACGACUACAACUUCAACAUUGACGUCGGGGCGGCUAACUACGACGCCAUGAAGCAGGGGCUUGCUUUGGUGGAGCAAGAGAUGCCUGCUUCCAUCUCGUUCCACGUGCCGGACCAGUAUCACAAGCGCAUCAUCGGCAUCGGCGGUCAACAUAUUCAGAGCAUCAUGAAGAAGCACUCUGUGUUUGUGAAGUUUUCCAACGCUAUGGACCGCGGCGGGUUAGGACGGGAUGACGACGACAUCAAGGUCGACAACGUGAUCUGUCGGACGCCGGCGCGGAAUGCGCAAAACCUGGACGCAGUGAAGAACGAGAUUCUCGAGAUGGUUGACCGAGCUGAUUCAGAAUACACCACCCAAGUUGUCCACGUCGACCGGCUGUACCACCGCCAGCUACUGGCGAGGCUCAACGAGAUUGAUCAAUUGGAAAACAAGUACAAUUGCAAGAUUGUGUUUCCGAGCACUGAGCAGGCGAGCGACGAGGUGACCAUCAACGGCCCUCAGUGGCAGGUCCCUCACUGCAUGGACGAGUUGCUAGGAAUGGUGACCGACAAGCACGAAUUGGUUCUGGCUCGGAGCACCGACCUGGUCAACUUCCUCCAGUCGCCUGCCUUUGUACGUGAUUUGGUGUCGAAACUAAAGAGCCAGUACGAGGUGGAAGUUUCGGUUCACCAAGACCACAAGGAGCAGGGCGAAGACGGCUCGCCGCCUCCCGUCUCGCUGCUUUUCUCUUUCACUCGCAACAACGCAGGGGGGCUGCGGGAUGCCGUUGACUUUCUGCUAUCUCGGAUGACGACGGCAGGCCUCGAGGUCACGAUCAUCAAGGGCUCGAUUCCGCGGCCCAAGUCGGAUUCGUUCGAGGAAUCCCUGCAGUACUUCGACUCGAAACUCCUCCAACACGCGCCGACGCCGAUUGCGACGGAUUCGCCGGUCAAGGCAGCGUUCGAGGGUGAGGUCGCGCGAGAGCGCAGCACCAUCUUCGACAAGCUGCGGAAGCCCGGAAGCAUGUCGUCUAUCUCGUCGUUCCUCGAUCGGCGCAAGAACAGCUCCAACUCGGCGAACGGCAACUUCUUCAAGGGGUCGAGCAACGUGUCCAAGUCGUCGCUUAUCUCGAUCGAGUCGUCUCGCAGUUUCAACGCCGACCGCAACCCCUGGAACGAUAGCGGCGUGAACCUUACGGAGGAGGACCACCCGUGGGCUCCCCGGCCCAUGGGGAACGGUGGUGGCGGCGGCGACAGCAAGCUCGGCCCUCACUACCACCAUUAUCACCACCCCAACGCGGGUGACAUGACCCCCCGCCACAGCGCCCGAACAUCGGGCGACAGCGGACGCCCUUCUACGUCUCAUUCUACGAAUUCUGGAUACCCCGGCCCCCUUGGGCCUUUUCGUUAG
Molecule: messenger RNA, 2988 nt
Organism: Sodiomyces alkalinus F11
Lineage: Eukaryota; Fungi; Ascomycota; Sordariomycetes; Glomerellales; Plectosphaerellaceae
Product: KH domain-containing protein
Exons: 6
Coding region: 1-2988 (995 amino acids)
Biological process (GO): nuclear division
Cellular component (GO): cytoplasm; nucleus
Molecular function (GO): mRNA binding
Source: RefSeq, a predicted model, not a curated record